UGAAGAAAACAGUGCCACAAAGAGUCGAGAGCGGAAGCUGCGGUGUGUUUUUCUGUAGAUCAGAUGCUGUCUGUGAGUGUUCUUUUCAUAGUAAACGGAUUCUUUAGAUAUGACAGAAAUGUUUUCAACUCUAUUCGGCCAAAGUGAAGCUCAGGGAUCUCAAGGCUCCGCAGCUUUGGGAUUUGGACCGGGGAAGCCUCCGCCGCCUCUGCCGCAAAGCCAAGUGUCUAUGCCGGGUCAAAUGCCACCACAGAUCGGGGAUGAGGGGCCUCUUCUACGAAAGCCCGGAGCCUCGAAUGAGCCCUUUUAUUUACUGCGGGAUCUACCAGUUGGAAACGAAUUGACUGGAAACUCUAAUCUCAUAACGCACUACAACCUGGAGCACGCGUACAACAAAUUCUGUGGGAAAAAGGUGAAAGAGAAACUGAGCAACUUUCUACCAGAAUUACCAGGUAUGAUUGACUGUCCGGGUACACAAGAUGGCAGCUCUUUGAGGUCUUUGAUAGAUAAACCUCCAGUGUGUGGAAACUCUUUCAGCCCAUUGACUGGUGCUCUUCUCACGGGCUUCAGACUCCACACAGGACCGCUUCCAGAACAAUACCGCCUAAUGCAUAUACAGCCACCAAAGAAGAAGAGCAAACACAAGCACAAACACCAUAGAGUACAGGACCCACUACCACAAGAAACUCCAUCUGACUCUGAUCCCAAAAAGAAGAAAAAGAAAAGGGAUGAUGAUCCUGACCGCAAGAAAAAGAAGAAAGAUAAGAAAAAGAAGAAGAAUCGUCACAGCCCUGACCACCCCGGCCUCACAGGCUCACAGCCAAACAGCAGCAGUCUCAGAUAAAACAACUACUGUGUACAUAUGUAUAGUGUGACUCUGCAUUUUUAUAAGAGAAAGUGUAUGUGUUUUACAAAUAAAUGUAUUAUAAAUACAAAGGAUGCAUUGUAACAAAGCAAAGUCUGCAUGGAUGAAGUGUGAGUAUGAAUGGAGAGGAUCCCAAGUAUCUGCUAUGAUGCAAGUGUGCAAGUCCCUUGUAUAUGUCCCCUAGAAUUUUGUUAGAAUUUUGACUGAAAUAGAAAAAUAAACUUAAUUAUUGUUA
Boleophthalmus pectinirostris (great blue-spotted mudskipper) is the source of this 1100-nucleotide messenger RNA. It is a transcript of the gene med19a, whose product is annotated as mediator complex subunit 19a. The record is from RefSeq and is a predicted model, not a curated record. The transcript has 6 exons. NCBI's taxonomy places the organism in Eukaryota, Metazoa, Chordata, Actinopteri, Gobiiformes, Gobiidae. Gene Ontology annotation, molecular function: transcription coregulator activity; transcription factor binding. Gene Ontology annotation, biological process: positive regulation of transcription by RNA polymerase II. Gene Ontology annotation, cellular component: mediator complex. The coding region runs from base 110 to 844 and encodes 244 amino acids.